GUGGGGUUGACGUCGAGAUUGGUGGGGAGGCUGUAUCUCGGAAAAAGACAACGGGGAAGGGCAAAGGGAAGGGGAAAGCCAAGAUGAUGGACGAGGAUGCAGCUCUGCUCGCGGGAUUGCAGAUGCAGGAGGCUGGAUCUUCCGCACAUGGGCACGGAAUGGAGCUGGAUCCGAACGUUCACGAUCACGGUCACGAUCACGAUCCGAGCGGGCUGGGAGGGAUGAUGGGCGUAGGCGGAGUGAAUGACGAGGAUGCUUUUGGAGCGCUGGAUUCGACGACCUUGGCAGAGAUGGGUCGGGGGAUGCAAGAAGCGUUGCAUGGGCAUGGGAAUGGCGAUGAGAGAGAUCGGCUCGAUGAGCAAGAGGAUGAGCAGGAGGGGUACAACCAUUAUCCUCAACACCACCUACAGCAGCAUCAGCAUCAGCAUCAGCAAGACGGACGUCAGACGCCUUCUUCGCACGAUCAGCAGCAGUACUCGUCACAUCCACAUUCACAUCAGCACCCAGCCUAUCCAGAUACAUUAGAAACGGAUCCGAAUAACCUCGAUCCGGUGUUCCAGACGUCGGCCCCGUCACUGUCGUCUGCCUCAGUGGCAGGGACGGGUUUCGGAGUACAUCGGGGUAAUGGCGGGACGGAAAACGUCAGCGAUUUGAGAACAAGACGUGGGGUCGAGGGAGACGAUCAGACGCGUCAUCAUGAUCCGCAUUCGUAUGACGAACAUCAAGACCCAGAACAUCGGGAUCCACACGCGCACGAGCAUGACGACCCGGACGACCGUGCCGAGGUUGGACAUCAUCAGCCGGAGGAAGUCGGGGAAGAAGGGAGCGAGCAGCUGGAGAUGAGUCUGAAUGGGGCUAUGGAUGCUGCGGCGGCUGCGGCGGCGGUCGUAGGGAUGGGCGUGGGUGUGGAGGGGGAGAUGAUGGACAUCGGCAUGGGUAUGGAUAUGGGGUACAUGGGCGAUGACCAGGAGCAAGAAGGCGCCACCGGUGCAGGCGAUGACAAUGAGGGUGGAGAUCGAACGGUGGAAGGUGGAGAGGAGAUGGAAGCGUACGAUGGCACUGGGAUGGAACAACCGAGUGCGGAACAGCAGGAGGAAGACAAGAUCGAGGGGUGGAGUUGAUUCGCCUCGAUUAGCGCGGGUUUCGAGGGGGUCGAGCGCGCUAGAUUGAAAGUUAUUUAAUUCGUUGUACCUCAUAUAACAGACUAGCAUAGUCUUAAUCAAACGGAUGCAGAAGGGGAACUGUUCCUGGAUCCUAUAUGACGAUUCUUGUACGCGUUU
Molecule: messenger RNA, 1280 nt
Organism: Filobasidium floriforme
Lineage: Eukaryota; Fungi; Basidiomycota; Tremellomycetes; Filobasidiales; Filobasidiaceae
Exons: 1
Coding region: 84-1121 (345 amino acids)
Source: RefSeq, a predicted model, not a curated record